Molecule: messenger RNA, 3248 nt
Organism: Mytilus californianus (California mussel)
Lineage: Eukaryota; Metazoa; Mollusca; Bivalvia; Mytilida; Mytilidae
Exons: 10
Coding region: 320-1660 (446 amino acids)
Source: RefSeq, a predicted model, not a curated record
UAAAAUUUGCCAUGUUGUUUUCUAGCUUUAUCUUCGACUUGUGCAUUUGGAAUGCCCAUGUGGUAUCUUCGGCAUUUUUUUCUAUCUGUCAUCAUAAUGUUCUCAAAAUAUGUACACGUAGUUAAAUUAUAGUUGAACACUUUAACAAAAUGUCUAUGUGUGAAAUUAAUGGAUUAAUUUUAUGUCAAUGACCACUUUACUGCAUUGAAUGAGGAUUAAAAUAAUUGGAUUGGUUCAAUCUAUAAUAUUAAUACUAGGAGUAUUUUGGUGGAAUGAGGUCUUGACCGCUUAACAAUAGUAAAGAUUCGUGGAAUUCUUCAUGCAUGUGAUGCUUCAUACUACAAACAUAUUUUGUACGUGUACCCUGAUAUUGUGUAUUGCCAAUUUGGGAGUAUCAACAGAUACACAAGGAACAGGGAUAGUUUACACAUCGGAGAAACGUAUAUGUCAAAAUAUAACAUGGAAACUGGUGAAUCAUUCUGUUUAUGUUAACGUGUCAGGAGUCCUGAAAACAGGAGAUGGUAAGGAGAGAAAUGCACAUGGUAACGUGCCUACAUCUGGAUUAGUUAAUAUUACUACAUCAAAGACGGAGAUUUGCUGUCCAGGCUUCUAUAAAAAACACAGAAAGGGGUGUAAAAGAUGUCGCAACAAUACAUAUGGUCUAGAUUGUCAGAAUAAAUGUAAUUGCACAGACGUCCAAAAGUGUGACCGCAGAACUGGAGAAUGCAAGGAAUGCAAAAGGAAGUGUGAAGAUGAUGACGGAGGAGAUGAUGAUAAGUCCACAGUAUCAACCCACGACUAUAGUACAACACGUGCACAAAGACCACAGUCAACAGGGAAAAGUUCUGCACCUUCAACAGUUAUAGGUGUGACUCCAACUGGAGCUGACAAUGGAAUUCAAUACAAUAUAACUACAGUCCAUCCUUGUGACAUAUGUGAACAGUUUGGAAACUGUUCGAAUGAACCCGGCUGCGCUUUAGUACCAGCAGGACAUGGAAGUAAGGUUAAAGAAGGCUUAGGAAAGGGUCAUACAAUAUUAAUUGCCGUUGUUCUGUCUUUAGCCAUACUUACAAUUCUAUUAAUUACCUGUAUUGUCUUAAGAGAAAGAAAUCACAGAAAACAGAAACAGAAAAUAAAAGAAUCAGCACUAGUUAAAUUUUCCAGCUCCGAUGAAACAACAGAGUAUGUCGAUCCAGAACCUGUAUAUUCUGAAAUAAAAGAAGAAGAAAUAGGUGUACGAAAUGGGAACUGUUAUACACCAAACCUUCCAGACAUACCUGUCAAUCAUGAAUACUAUAAACUGCCAGAAACAGAUAAAAACAUCGAAACAGAUGAGUGUGGGUAUCUCAACCCUUACACUGCAUUACGAUUCGCACGAAGUGAAAGUAAUCUGUUCAGAGACAGAGACUUGCGUGAUAAAGGAACAUAUGAUGUAACAUAUUCCUUAGCAAAAGCGAUACAAAGGGACGAUAACUCAAGUGCCGAGGAGCAUGGAGAUUUGGAUAAACUCAUGAAUGAUUCUAGUCAGAAAGAUGAACGGUCCAGUGAUGUGCCGGUUUAUUUUGUGCUGGAAAAAAAUGAUAAACAAACUGAAUCUCAUGAUAACCCUGAACGAGAAAAACUUUUGAAACGGGAGUCAAAAUCAAGGUCGAGCAUUUAAUUUAGACAAACACAUUAUUUAGUGCAAUAUUUAUUGUUAAAAUUGCAGUUAUAUGUCAAUAUGACGUUGCUUUGAAUUCUAAGCUGACAAAGAUCAGUCUAUAUAGUAAUUGCAUCAUUGUUGAUCUGUAGUUACUAAGUUUCCGUCAUACUGGUACUUAUUUAUUUAAUAUAUUGAAUUGGUAUGUUCUCAAGUUAAACUAGAGAUACAAUUGCUACUUUCCUAGGAAAAGUUUGUUUGAACUAUUUUGAUGUUUUGUACAGGUCAUUUUAGGUAGUUUUGUCUCAACAUUUUUGACUUUGUGUAUAUGUGUAUCAAACUUUUUGUGUAUUUAACUUCUUAAUUGUUAGGCCAUGAGCGUAUGUCAUUUGAUUUAUUCCUUGAUACACUUGUCAUGUGCACUAAAAAAUUAGAAUAACAGUAUCUUUAAUGUAUGAAAUGUGUGUACAAACAUGUCAAUUUGACAUGAUAUACACUAAUAUUACCUUAUAUAGCCCUGCUUGUAGAUAAUUAUACUGUUGACCAUGUAUCAAGCACGUUCCAUUUGUAUCUGAACAGUUUACAUUCUGGUGUUUUGCAAUAGUUUUUCAGAUUUAGGUAUGUAGCUGGUCGGAAUGGUUCAUCAACUAUAUAUAUGUUACGUCACCCUAUAUCAUGAUAAAAUAGUGUCAGAAUAUGACUGUAUAUACUGUCACCAACAAAAUCAAUACAAUAAUAAGUUACAGCUUUUCUCAAAUAAUAUUUGAUAGUUGUGCAUUCGAAUAUUUAAAAAAAAUAAUUAAAAAAGUAAGUUACUUCAUCGGUGUUUUAUAUCCAAAUAGAAAGAUAUAAAUCAAAGUUAAAAUAAUUGUAAUUUCAAAAAUUACAUACAUUUCAAGAGCAUAUAUAACCGAAAAAGACAAAUAAAAGUAUAGUAUAACACAGAUAAAAAAUCAGAGAUAUGCACUAGAGAGAAAAUACUUUAAUUGAAUAUCAGUUCCUUAAUUUCAUAGCAGCAAAAUCCAAUAAAAUCAGUAUUUUCAUGCCAGUACAGAAAUACUGAGCUACUGGACUGGUCCACCAACAGAGAACUUGUGAUAGUUAUGACAUUUACUGCACAACUUUCGCAUUUCGACAAUUAAGGUAUCUCUAGUGAUGCUUGCGGCCAAAAUAAUUGAAAAACCUAAUUCGAACUGAAAGGGGAAAUUAUUUCAAUGUGCAUUUAUUUCAACAAUCAGAAUGAGAUUAAAUAGAAUAGGGAAGUAGAUAUGGCAUUUAGUAAGCUAGAAUAAACAUGACAAUGUGCAAUAUUGAUUAUAUUUGAGUGAUAUUGUAUUCAGAUAUAUAAGUAUAUCUGAAUGAUAUACAUGGUUACUACUGUUAUUUUGACAUCAGUGAGGGGUCUAUUGGUUUUUAUUUAGGUUAAAUUUUAAGUCGUAAAUUUUAUUUGGGAUUGUUUUCCUAGUGACUUUUAUCCAACAUUUCGUUUUAUUCAUUAGUAUUAAAAGACAAAAAUGUGUUUAAUUUGCUACAUUUCUUACUUUUAGGUAGAUUUUUAACACUUUAAAAUCAUCUUAUUCCAUGUGUACAAUAAAUAUUUACAUUCAUA